Acyrthosiphon pisum (pea aphid) is the source of this 2379-nucleotide messenger RNA. Its product is annotated as zinc finger MYM-type protein 1-like. The record is from RefSeq and is a predicted model, not a curated record. Lineage: Eukaryota; Metazoa; Arthropoda; Insecta; Hemiptera; Aphididae. The transcript is spliced from 10 exons. The coding region runs from base 1 to 2379 and encodes 792 amino acids. Gene Ontology annotation, molecular function: protein dimerization activity.
AUGGAAAGCUCAAAUAAAAAGUGUUUUGACAUAUUCAACGUUUAUAAAAGAAGGCAAUCAAAUACAAAUGAAGUUGUUCAACCCAGCAUUGAACGGAAUAUUGAAAUCACUCAGAAUACCUCAAAAGACUCGCACAACGCACACGAUAUUCACAUUUCAGAUGUUGGAGUGAGAUCGUCUCGUAUAAGUGUCACCAUAUCGCCCAUAUCUAAUAAUUUUCCAGGAGAAUCCAAUAGCGAUAUUUCCGAUCUUGGAACUUUGGAAACCGGUCCUAUUAGACCAAUAUUGGCAGCUUAUCCUAAAACUAAGUUUGGUGUUCAAAAUCGUGCAUUUUCUUCAAAUUAUUAUAAAGAUUAUAAUUGGUUAGAAUAUAGCAUCAAGCUUGACGCUUUAUUUUGCUUCGCUUGCCGUACCUUUGCUGUAGAUUCUGGCCAUACUGAAGAUACGUUUAAAACUUUAGCUGGAUCUAGAGAUCAAAAAACUAAAAAGACCAGACUGCAAGCGCAUGCUCUUACAGAACAUCAUUUAACUGCAAUGAUGAAAUGGGAUUGUUAUGUGAAUUCUAAAAAAUCUGGUAUAUCUGUGAUAUCACAACUUUCUGCAGCUAACCAAAAAGAAAUAUUGAGUAAUCGAGAAUAUAUUAAAUGCCUUAUUGAUAUAGUUCUAUACCACAGUCGACAAGGAUUAGCAUUAAGAGCUCAUAGAGAGGAUGUAAAUUCAACAAACAGAGGAAAUUUUAAAGAAAUGUGUUCUUUAUUUGCCAAACACAAUCCAGACUUUGGUAAAGUUUAUAAUUUUCAAAAAAAAAAUUAUUCAAGUUGGGCCAUACAAAAUGAAUUAAUAGCUAUUUGUGCUUCAAAUUUGAAAAAUAAUAUAAUUAAAGAAAUUAGAGAAUGUGGCAUGUUUAGUAUACAAUGUGACGAAGCUAGAUGUCAUAAACAAGAGCAGUUGGCAAUUUGUAUAAGAUAUGCAAAUGGUUUGAAAGUAGUUGAAAGGUUUAUUGAAUUUCAUGAUGUUUCUAAAAACCAGAAUGCCAAUUCAUUGGUUGAUGUUUUACUAAACUUCAUUAACUCCUCAAAUUUAAAUGACAUCCCUAUUAUUGGCCAAGCUUAUGAUGGAGCCUCAGUUAUGUCUGGGUCAGUUGGAGGUGUCCAGGCAAAAUUUAGGCAAGCUCACCCUUUAGCGUCCCAAGCAAUUUAUGUGCACUGCAUGGCACAUAAGCUUAAUUUGGUUAUUGUUGAUAUGUGCAGUCAUGUAAAAGAUGCCAGAAACUUGUUUAAUGGUUUGGAGGCUUUAUAUGUGCAUUUCUCACAUCCAUCAAAAGACUUCAAACUAACCGAAAUGCAACAGAAACUUGGUUUAAAAAUCAACAAACUAACACAGCUUAGUGAAACCAGAUGGGUAUGUCGAUAUAAAAGUUGCAAAGCUCUUAUUACAAAUUAUCAAGCUAUUCUAAAAUCUUUGGACGAGGAAAUAAAUGAACAAAAAUCUAAAGACGUUGCCCAUGCAAUUGGUGUACGUGCAACAAUUGUACAUGUUAAAUUUAUUGUUUAUUUGUUCAUCUUGCAUGAAGUCUUACUAUCAAUAAAUAUUUUAAGUGUUCAGCUUCAGGCAAAGGGGACAACUCUAGGCAAAUCUGGUAAUUUAGUGAAAGGAGUAAUUCGUACCCUCGAAAAUAAUCGGUCAGAUGAACAUUUCUCUGAACUGUGGGCUGAAAUUAAAAUAUUCUGUUCAGAAAAUGAUAUUUCAAUUGAUAACUCACAUCAAGGUCCAAAGAGGCGUAAAAAAGAACCAAGUCGUUUAAAAGAGUAUGCUGUUACAGUAACGACUGCAGCAGACUCUGAGGAUUGUUCCAACAAAAAUGAUUCUGAUGCAGAGAAUUAUUGGAAAUUAAACGCAUUUUUUGUUAUUAUGGACACAAUUAUUUCAAACAUGAAAAGUAGAUUUUCUACAGAAAGUCUACAAAUUGCUACAUCAGCUGAUUGUUUAAUGCAAUUUGAUUUUAAUGGUAGUUUGCAUCUGAUUGAUCAUUAUAAAGAUUUAUUUGAAAUUAAUAAAUGUGAUAUUAAAAAUGAAAUGGCUGUCUUUAAAAAUUCAUACUGCAAUAAUGAAAAAACAGAUAAUUUUAGUCUCAUUCAAGAAAAUUUAUCUAAAAAAGUAUUCCCAAAUUUUUAUAGGAUGGUUCAAGUUGCUAAUAUAUUACCAAUUUCUUCUGCAACAUCAGAACGUUCAUUUUCUGCCAUGAGGCGAAUAAAUACGUACUUAAGAUCUACAAUGGAGCAAGAUAGAUUUAGUAAUUUAUCUAUAUUAAAUAUUGAAAAAGAUAUAGAAAUUGAUCCCGAGGAACCAAUAGCCGCAGUUGCGACUGAUGGGCGGUGA